GACGACGCUAAGAUAAUAAAUUAUUGCAUUACUCUGCAGUGCUACAGAGUCUCGAGGACUCUAGAAAGCUUAAUAAUCCCCAUCUAUAUUUUACGGGAAGGCGUUUGCAUCGUCUUUGCUUUCUGCCCAUAUUUGCUCUUUCAGAAACAGACUCACAGCCCGCAAACGAUCUUGUAAUGUCUUCCGGGGAUGGCUCAGAAGAGGUCGACCUCUAUGUCACUUUAGGUAUCGAAAAGACCGCGACCAAAUCAGAGAUUAAGAAGGCAUAUCACAAGGCAGCUCUGCUACACCACCCGGACAAGGUUCCAGAGAACCAGCGUGAAGAGGCAGAUACCAAGUUCAAGAGUGUGAGCCAGGCAUAUGAAAUUCUCCAUGAUGAAGAUAAACGACACCUCUACGAUACACACGGCAUGUCCGCUUUCGAUGGAAGCAGACCGGGUGGCCCCGGCAUGGAUGGCGGGGUUGAUUUAGAUGAUAUUCUUCAGCAAAUGUUUGGCAUGGGUGGUGGCGGUAUGCCGCCUGGAUUUGGCGGAGGCCCUGGGAUGAAGCAACCCCGCCGUGGGAAGGAUGAGGAGCAGACCUAUGAGGUGACACUUGAGGAGCUCUACAAAGGAAAGACAGUGAAGUUUGCGAGCACAAAGAAUGUUAUCUGCAGCCACUGUAAGGGAACAGGUGGCAAGGAAUCGGUAAAGCCCAAGAGCUGUUCAUCCUGCCAAGGGAAAGGAAUGAAGAUUGGCUUGCGCCAAGUCGGCCCUGGGAUGGUUACGCAAGAGCGCAUUGUUUGCGACUCAUGCUCUGGCACCGGAAGCGUUUUCAAGGAGAAGGAUCGCUGCCGCAAGUGUAAGGGCAAGCGCACGACGUCAGAGAAGAAGGUUUUGGAAAUAUAUAUCCCCAGAGGCGCCAUGCAAGGAGACAGAAUCGUCCUUGAAGGCGAGGCAGACCAAGUUCCCGACCAGACUCCAGGAGACAUCGUGUUCACACUCGUUGAGGAAGAUCACGAUGUAUUCCAGCGUAGGGGCCACGAUUUGUUAGCAGAACUGAAGGUCACCCUGGCUGAGUCCUUGUGCGGCUUCUCCAGAGUUGUCGUCAAACACCUUGAUGGACGUGGCAUACAUAUCGACCAUCCAAGAGGAAAGGUUUUAAAGCCAGGACAGGUCCUCAAGAUCGACGGAGAGGGCAUGCCACACAAGAAAAGCGAUGCGAAGGGAGACCUCUACUUGGUUAUUAAUAUCGAGUUUCCGGACAACGGCUGGAUAGAGGAUGAGGCUUCAUUCGGCAAACUGGAGGCCAUAUUACCGAAGCCUAACGCUCCAAUUGAUGCCCCUGAGAUUGAUGAGGUGACCUUUACGGAGGAUGCUGACAUCGAGGAAUUUGGAGCAAGUGCAGGACAAGGCGGCCGAGGUGCAGAGUGGGAGGAUGAUGAUGAGGACGAGGGUGCCCCUCAAUGCGCACAGCAAUAGAUGACUAUAUCGCGGCUAUAUCGGCGAAUAGUUUUGUAUGUGGAUGGCUUACUUAGACGGUCAAGGUGACAUAGUAACAGGCGUUAUUAUAAUCUUGGUGCAGGGUUAAGACAGAUAGAUGACUACAAUUGAGACGCGUGACGAAGAUUUCUGCUGGAGGAGUAUUGAAUCCACUGUACAGUGAACUUGCCAAUUGAUCCGAGUGUAGUAAAUUGUGGCAUUGGUGGAAAUUGUAGCCGAUGCUGAAAGAACUAUGGCUUUGUAAAGUGAGAAAGAAGACCAGGGCAGAAGGGGAUCGUAUAUAGAUAUAGG
Messenger RNA from Pseudogymnoascus verrucosus, 1772 nucleotides. RefSeq lists its product as uncharacterized. The transcript is spliced from 4 exons. Gene Ontology annotation, biological process: protein refolding. NCBI's taxonomy places the organism in Eukaryota, Fungi, Ascomycota, Leotiomycetes, Thelebolales, Thelebolaceae. Gene Ontology annotation, cellular component: cytoplasm. The record is from RefSeq and is a predicted model, not a curated record. The coding region runs from base 177 to 1460 and encodes 427 amino acids. Gene Ontology annotation, molecular function: Hsp70 protein binding.